AUGGACGCCGUUAUCACGCCUAUCGAGCCGGUGAAUACCUUUGUGACAGACCUUCUUCCGAAUGAUGAGAAGGAGCAAGACCGUUUAGAUCUUUUGCACCACAUCUUCCGCAUGACUCUCGGCGGUGAAUUAUAUCGUGCGCCUCUCCCGUCGAACCCACAGCGAAUCCUCGACUUUGGAACUGGAACAGGAAUAUGGGCGAUCGAUAUUGCUGACGAAUUUCCGAGUAGCGAGGUCAUUGGCACUGAUCUGAGCCCAAUUCAACCGACGUGGAUCCCGCCCAACUGCAAAUUCUACGUGGACGAUGUCGAGAGCGAGUGGCCCUAUCAACCGGGAGAGGAAUUCGAUUUUAUCCAUGGACGUGGGAUGGGAGGUAGCAUUGCAAAUUGGGACCAGCUGUACGAACGGGCGUACCAACACUUAAAACCCGGAGGCUGGAUUGAAAUGCAAGAAUAUGAGACAGACGUGCAUUCCGACGACAACAGCUUAGACAACGCACGUUUGAUCAAAAAGUUUCAGCGCGUGGGAGACGAAGCCAGUGCAAAAUUCGGGAAGCAGUUUAAUGUGGCAGGAACACACAAACAGAGAUUGAUCGAUGCCGGGUUUGUCAACGUUAAGGAUGAUGUUUACAAGAUUCCCAUUGGAUCUUGGCCCAAGGACCCGAAAAUGAAAAAGCUUGGAUGCUAUCAAUUAGUACAAGUUCUUUCUUCCCUGGAACCAUUCAUGAUGGCCCUCUAUACCAGGGUGAUGGGGUAUACUGUGGAAGAAACCGAAGUACUGAUUGCUGGGGUCCGCGCAGAGUUCAAAGACCCGAAAAACCACCUCUAUAGCCAGUUCCAUUUCAUUCACGGGCAAAAGCCCAUGGAGACCUAA
Coccidioides posadasii C735 delta SOWgp is the source of this 873-nucleotide messenger RNA. NCBI's taxonomy places the organism in Eukaryota, Fungi, Ascomycota, Eurotiomycetes, Onygenales, Onygenaceae. The record is from RefSeq and is a predicted model, not a curated record.